AUGAAGUUUUCUACAUACCUAAUAGUGCCUGCGCUACUUGGAUUUUGCAACGCGGUCACUCUAGAUUCUCUCUUCAACACCAAAGCCACAGGACCUGGCGGUCUUGGUGCAAACAAGGCCAUUAUACAAAAUUGGCUUGACGAUACUGCUCUCCUUGUCGAUGCUGCUCUGGGCGGUAUUAAUGCCUACCAAACCGAUGAAAAUAUGCGGAAUAACCUUUUCGCGUAUUUUGGCAUCAGGCCUACCAAAUCUGGCAAGGUGCAUGCUUCAGAUAAUGGUAAACUCACGACUGUUGCAAACACAUUGCAAGGUGUCCAGAGAUUUCUCAACAGACAGAACGCGAGAUUCACUGCAGAAGGAGACGGUACAGGAAAGCCAUGGCUCUUCUAUGAUUCAACAUGGCAAGAAGAAACAGAACUCAUAUACGACCCUACUGGAAAACCAGUUUUGGACCCAAAAGACGCGACCAAGCAAGCCAACUUUCGCACCUUCGUCGGUUCAGUCGAUGUUAGCACAAAUAGCUUGAUCAAAGACAUGCAAUUAGGCACAUCUCCCAAUUGGGCUAAAUAUGCAUACUAUUCCUCUGAUCUUCACGAUUACGUUAUAGAAACCAAGGCGAAUCGAUACCCUGGAAGCCCACCCUCGUGGUGUAGAGGGAAGUCGCUGUCACCCAAGGAACUUCGAUUUGGCCUUACGAAUACGAACCUUUAUCGUGAUGUCGUUACACUUUGCCCAGAUGCAUUUACUACAGAUUCUGAACCAUAUGAGACGAUAGCUACUGCUAUGGCAUCGACCCAAGCAAAAACUGCCGGCGCUGAUCUUGAUGAUGCUUCCCCAAGAUCAUUAACACUUUUCCACGAAUUGAUACAUUUGACAUUUGGACAAGGAGCUGAUGAUACACCGGAUAGUGCCACCAAGCCAACUGAAUGUCUAGCGCAGACAGUCAAUAAGCAAAGUUCGCAAAGUCUAGUCAAUCCAGACUCUUAUGUGUUCUUUGCGUGGUCUUACUAUCUCACCAAGAACGGUAACCCAAGUUAUAAAUGGCAUAGCGGAUUUGCCCAGGCAUAG
Messenger RNA from Botrytis fragariae, 1068 nucleotides. RefSeq lists its product as uncharacterized. Bases 1 to 1068 code for a protein of 355 amino acids. NCBI's taxonomy places the organism in Eukaryota, Fungi, Ascomycota, Leotiomycetes, Helotiales, Sclerotiniaceae. The record is from RefSeq and is a predicted model, not a curated record. The transcript has 3 exons. Gene Ontology annotation, molecular function: metallopeptidase activity.